Molecule: messenger RNA, 279 nt
Organism: Colletotrichum spaethianum
Lineage: Eukaryota; Fungi; Ascomycota; Sordariomycetes; Glomerellales; Glomerellaceae
Exons: 1
Coding region: 1-279 (92 amino acids)
Source: RefSeq, a predicted model, not a curated record
AUGAAGCAGUCUGGUAUCACCACCGAGUUCCACCGAGUCCGUGACGCUCUACUGGUGCAAGAUAUCGCGGACAAGAGGCCGAUGAUGGACGUCCACUCAACGUACCAUGUCGACUUAGAGUCAGAUGAGGUUCUUGAGCAAAUCAACAUAGGAAGCGCCGUCCUCUGCCGCGCGCGAAACGUCAUGAUCGUUCGAUCUUCGCCCACGAGACCGACGACCCGAAGCCAGCCGGGACACCAAAUUUAUCCCGAUGCCACGUAUGAGCCUGUAUACGUGUGA